Cavia porcellus (domestic guinea pig) is the source of this 2353-nucleotide messenger RNA. RefSeq names its product UBA like domain containing 2 (gene Ubald2). The record is from RefSeq and is a predicted model, not a curated record. Bases 252 to 947 code for a protein of 231 amino acids. NCBI's taxonomy places the organism in Eukaryota, Metazoa, Chordata, Mammalia, Rodentia, Caviidae. The transcript has 3 exons. Gene Ontology annotation, molecular function: protein binding.
GUUUCAAUGAAGUAAUGAAUGAAUUUCGCCGCACUCCCCCUCCCCCCAGGCCUACAACAGCAAACAGAGAGGCCUCGGCCAAUCAACAGGCAGUCCAGGUUUUCAAGUUGAGUUCAAACAGACCCACAGGAAGCCAAUCAGCGAGUGUAGCCCCGCCCACGACUCUUAGUUGAGGCCAAUCAUAAGCCUCAAAGAGCCAAAACACAGCGACUGGCCAAUGCGGGAGAAGCCCACUGAGCUGAGCUCCGCCAAUGGGCGCGGCCCGGCGAAAAGAGAAACACUGCGGCCCGGGGGUGGGCCGCAGGAUUCGAAUCGAACGUCUGUGCGGGAGCCGGGCACUAGCGGAGCGGCGCGAGGGCCAAUCAGCUGCGGCGGCACGCGGCCCCGGAACGUUGGGACACCCCGGCCCCGCCCCGCGCUGUUGUUGGUGGUGUCGGCCGGCCGGGCGGUGGGAUCGGAACCACAACAUUCGCCGUGCGGCGGAGGCCGAGCCCCGGAUCUCCGCGGCCGGCGCUGCGGGGACCUGGCGUCGCGCCAUGUCGGUGAACACGGAUGAGCUGCGGCACCAGGUUAUGAUCAACCAGUUCGUGCUGGCCGCCGGCUGUGCGGCCGACCAGGCGAAGCAGCUGCUGCAGGCGGCGCACUGGCAGUUCGAGACCGCCUUGAGCACGUUUUUCCAAGAAACCAACAUUCCCAACAGUCACCACCACCACCAGAUGGAAAGAGCGCUCCCGGGCCGGCGCCGGCUGGUCCAACUUCGGGACACGCCUCCAGGCGGCUGGGUCUGGGCCGGAGGCCUGAGCCCCCCGCCCUCGCUGCUUCUCUCGGAGGGAUUUGGGGAGGGGCUCCAGAGUUGGGGGGCGCGAGAAGGGAGAGAUGACUUCAGGACAAACGGGAGACCAGAAGUGGGCUCGGAUGGUGACCAGACUUCUGGGGAGCCCAGAUGAAGACCCCAAGACAGGAGACAGACUUGAGGCCUUCGUGUGUUGGUGGGGAGCACCUCUUGCUAUCCAGUGCGGCCCUUCCCCCUCCACACACGCACCUGCGCUGCAGGAAGCAGGGAAGGGAUAAAUCCACUCUGGCUCAGGAAGCUGGCUCUUCCCACAAAUGUAUACUGGCCCUUUUAAAGCCCAGGGGAAACGUACUCUGCACCGGGAGAACACACAGAUAUUGACCCAAGAUAAGGCCAAGAAUUUGCAUUUAAUCUCUGUUUAAAAGAUGCACAAUCCCGGAGAAUUGAAGUGGCUCAAGGCUGUGUUUGUUUCCUUCUCUUUCCAACCUGGUUCCAGGCUGGAGUCUUUGCCCUGGGGGGGGGGGGCAACCCCUUUCUUGAGGCUCAGUACAAAGCUUCCCCACCCCAACCCCUAGUUACCUAUUAGCCCCAGUGGGGGGGGGUCAGCUCCUGAACACGUUAUUCCUCAGGGGGUUGCUGUGGUUAUUUUGGCUUUUUUUUUUUUUUUUUUGUCUUUUUCAUUUUUAUCCAUACCGGGGAUCCACCACCUGCUUGCAAGGCGGGUACUUAUGCCCUGAGCUAAAUCCCCAGCCCCUAUUUUGGCAUUUUUAACACUUGAGUUUCUCUUCCAUGGCUGCACAUGGCCCAUCUGCUGUGUCUUGGCUGUGGCUCCCCUUUUCCCUCUAGUCAAAGAGGACAGGUAGAGAGAAGUCUGCCUUGACUUUUGAAACCAGCUUUUCUUUUAGGGCUCAUGGUCCAUAUGAAUCUGACAGGAAUGUCUUUUGGUUUAUGAAGGAAUAAUGGUGCUGGCUGCAGGGUGGAGGUAGCUAAGGCCCGACUCAUAGCAAGCCCAGGAGGAGUUCAUCUCCAAGGGAUACCACCACCCCAGCAUCCAGCUUUGGAAUUUUCUGAAUCUCUGAACCUGGGAGCCCUGUUCCUCUGUCUCUUGUAGCCUGUCAUGGUGGUUCACACCUAUAAUCCUAGCACUCAGGAGGCUGAGGCAGGAAGAUUGUCACAAGUUCAAGGCCAGCCUGGGGCAGCCUGAAAUAAUACUGCAAGACCCUGUCUCAAAAAACCAAAACCAAAAAGAACACCCUCGAGGUAUCUCCCUGCUAGUUUCGGCUGUUCUGAAAAACCAGGGCCUCCAGCACAGCCAUGCUUCAGGUCAGGAACAGGGGUUUACAGGAAGAGCCAGGACUGGCAGCUACUUGGUUGUUUUAUCGCUGUUUGCACAUCCCUGCUGGGGAAUUGAAAUCCCCUUUGAAAGUUGCUCUCCAGCAGGAGGCUGGUUUUGUAACAGGCUUUACAAUCAGCAUAACUACUGAUGACCCGCUACUGGGUGCUUCAGAAUGGUGUCCGAGCUCCAAGUUGGCAGUUUUUUGGGACAAAAUAAAGGAAAAA